AUGCAAGAACCAACAACAGUUUCUUUUAAGUCGUAUCCUAUAUUAAAUAACGCAAGAUACAUCAUAUAUGUAUAUUUUUACCAUAAUACAGCACAGAAUAUAGCGUGUAUCACGUUGAAAUACGUAGCAGAAUAUACGAAAUAUUUGUACCGUACCCUGAAUGCGCCGAGUAUACUCAAGACAGUUGUACCAGGAUACCGUGAAGGAUACGCCGUGUACCCUGUCAAUAUCACGAAUACAAAGUUGCAUUUCAAAAACGCACCUAGCAAUCCUGCUACAGACAGUUAUCCCGAUUUGAAAUUUGCAGAAACGCCCGCUAGCGAACUACCUGAACCUAUAUCCUACCAAAACCACAACGUAACGACAUUUGUUUUUUAUUUUGAAAGUUUCGGCCCAAUUCGUCGAAUAUUUGAAGUGAAGUGGUUUUGGGGAACUCUGGUCCAUUAUCCUUCAAUAUCCAAUACUUCAGAAAAUUCUGGUCCGUUGUCCUUCAAGAUCCAUUACUUUUGGGAACUCUGGUCCGUUAUCCGUCAAGAUCCGAUACUUUUGGUAAUUCUCGUCCGUUAUCCGUCAAGAUCCGAUAGCUUUUGCGAACUCUGGCCCAUUAUCCGUCAAGAUCCGAUAGCUUUUGCGAACUCUGGCCCAUUAUCCGUCAAGAUCCGAUAG
Messenger RNA from Mucor mucedo, 666 nucleotides. RefSeq lists its product as uncharacterized. Lineage: Eukaryota; Fungi; Mucoromycota; Mucoromycetes; Mucorales; Mucoraceae. The record is from RefSeq and is a predicted model, not a curated record. The transcript is spliced from 5 exons. Bases 1 to 666 code for a protein of 221 amino acids.